This is a messenger RNA of Passer montanus (Eurasian tree sparrow), 5641 nucleotides long. It is a transcript of the gene GPCPD1, whose product is annotated as glycerophosphocholine phosphodiesterase 1. The record is from RefSeq and is a predicted model, not a curated record. Bases 2009 to 4051 code for a protein of 680 amino acids. Gene Ontology annotation, molecular function: glycerophosphocholine phosphodiesterase activity; starch binding. Gene Ontology annotation, biological process: glycerophospholipid catabolic process. The transcript has 20 exons. Lineage: Eukaryota; Metazoa; Chordata; Aves; Passeriformes; Passeridae.
AAUGAAAUGCAAUAUUAGCUUGACAAAAAAAGUCCUUUUUCUUUUUACAUGAACUCUAGGGCUGAAUGAAACUGAGUGUUACAUUCCUAGUUUUUAACAAAAAAAAAAAAAGGUACAAUUUUAUAUUAUUUCUGGCAUGACAUAAAAUUUUGGAAAGUUUAACACACCAAACCAUGAUUGAAAAUGUUCAAUUCUAUCCCUGCUUUACCACUCCUUGAACUAAUAAAUCUUUAAGACAGGGAAAACAAGAAGACAAUUGCUUUUCUAAAUACUGUUUGCUCUAAAGUUUCUUUAUCCUCUUUCCUCCCUCAGUAGUGAAUACACCUGGAGAAGUGAUGGCUCCUAAUGUUUUCCUAAAUACCAAGGGUUUGUAAUUAGAGUAAUUCACAUCUGUGUUUAACAAGGAAAUCACUUUGCACCAACCCUCCCUGCUCCUCACCCAGAGAAAUUCCCCUUUCUUUUUCACUUAAAAAUGAGUGCUUUCAGCUACAAUUUCUUUUUAUUGCAUGUUUCCCCCUACAUUUCUUUCCUUGAAGCUUGCAACACUAACAUAGAGACCUCAGCAUCUGAUAUUAACAUUACUUUUGCCUACAACACCCAGUGGAAUGUCACAAAUUACUUAUAACCACAGCUAGAUCUGCAGGGCAGGAAUAAGCAGAAAAUAGUCCUUUAAUUUAAAUGGCAGAUUGAGGGACAACGUUGUGUGGCAUUCCUGUAACAGCACUAACUCCCAACACAGGAUAAAUGGUUUCUCCACACAAAAAAGCUCACAGUAUGAAACAUGCCAAUCAUUUGCUUUUAAAUUUUUAAAAGUUUAAUAAUAAUAAAAUGGCUAUAAAAAUAGCAAUAUAAUUAGAAUAAUAAAAAUUUGGACCAUUUGGAUUAGGACAGUAUGAGACAAUAAGAACAAAGGGUUAUGGACGGUCCAAGUACCUUUUUUCAGGGCAAAAUAAACCCCAAAAAGGACACACAUUAACCCUUAAAAGCAAUAGCCUGUUACAUAUUCAUACAAUUCAUACAAGAUGCAUAAAUUCCAUUCAAACAGAGUAUUCUGUCCAGUCAGUGUCAACUUCCUCUUAAUCCUAACAGCAUCUUCAGGGCUGAGCAGGGCAGGAAGAAGUUCGUUUCUUCUGAUAAGGGAGGAAUAAAUUCUUUUUCUCUGAAAGAUUUAUGUGUCCUGUGGCUGCUCUCUGUGCGAGUCCUCUCUUUUAAAAAAGUAUCUUACAUAGCAUAGUUUCUAUUUUAGCAUUAUGUUAUAAUCUAAAUAUUUAACACACUAAGAAAAUUAAUACAGCAUAACUUUUUAACAUAACAGAUACAAUAUUCAUGUUAAUAUUUGCAAAAGCUAAUCAUAAAAUACACAUUUUUCCACAACAGGGACAGAUGGCCACCAUCAAAACAAGGGAGAUCAAAGCCCUUAAGGAAAGCCAUAGCACCUGCUCCUUCAUCCCACAAAAAAUCCAUUGUGUCCUUGGUGCCAUGGGCUAACAGCCAGCUUCAACCACGGAAGAGAGUUUCCACCUUUAGGAAGCGGAACUCCCAAUCCUUAGGGCAACCCUUACUGUCCCAGGCUGGACACAGAGGACACAAACAGAGGGAAGGGUGACCUCAGAGAGCGUGGGGAUGGCAGAAAAAAACCCAACUCGCCUCAGCAAAGCCACUCUCCCGCCCUGCCCAUCCCAGGACUCCCGUCCCUCAGCGCCGCGGCUUUCAAGGGAACGGCGCGCGCCCUCCCGCCCCUCCAGCCCGGCCCUGAUUGGCUGCGGCGGGAGGGGCGGGGCCGGGCCGCAGGGUGACGCGUCAGCCGGGCGGGUCACGUGGCCGCGCCCUCCCCGGUGCGCUCGGGGGCUGCUGGAUCCGGCUGCCGGCACCGCCGCCCCUGCCCUGCCGUGCCCGUGCUGUCAGCGCCCGGCCAGCGCCGCUCGCAGCCCCGCACCAAGGGCUGAGCAGCCGGCUGCAGUGCUCGGCCAGGAGAUUUCAACGAUCCCAAGACAAAAGUUCUGCAGAAAUGACCUCUUGUCAAGUCACUUUUGAAGUAACAGGAUCAUCAGCACCAGGAGAGGUUUUUGCAAUAUGUGGGAGCUGCAGUGCUUUGGGAAAUUGGAAUCCCCAGCUUGCAGUGGUCCUCCAGGGUCUGGAUACUCUGUCUGAGGUAAAAUGGACAGCUACUGUAGAGCUUCCUAGAGGAGUUCCUGUUCAGUAUCGGUAUUUUAAAGGAUACUUUCUAGAACCUAAGACUAUCGAUGGUCCCUGCGAAGUCAUAGUUCACACGUGGGAGACUCAUCUACAACCACGAUCAAUUACCCCUUUAGAAAAUGAAAUUACUGUCGAUGAUGGAAACUUUGGAAUCUGUAAUAGUAUUGAAACUGUGGAUGCUGGGUGGCUGACAUGUCAGACAGAAAUAAGGCUACGUCUGCAUUAUUCCGAGAAACCCCCUGUACUGAUUUCUAAGAAGAAAUUUAAAACAUCAAGGUUUAGAGUAAAAUUGACCCUAGAAGGGCUAGAGAAGGAUGAUGAUGAAGAAGGCCAAGAGAAGACAUCCCCUACUGUCCCUCAGAAAAUGGCAAACACGGUGGAGUUCUCCUGGAUCAGUGACACUGACUACAUAUGUCGACGCACUCAGCCAGACUGUGGCUAUAUUUUGCAGCCAGACCGAUGGAUAGAAUACACAAUACAAACCAUGGAGCCUGAUAACUUGGAAUUAAUAUUUGAUUUUUUUGAGGAAGAUUUAGGUGAGAAGGUGGUACAAGAUGAUGUGCUCCCAGGUCACGUAGGCUCUGCCUGCCUCCUGUCAUCCACAAUCGCAGAAUUCGGAAGGAGUUCUGGAGUUCUUACACUGGCUAUCAUGAGCAGAAAUCCAAGGAAGACAAUUGGAAAAGUUAGAGUGGACUACAUCAUCAUCAAACCCAUCCAGGGAUAUGCUUGUGAUAUGCAGGCUUCAUAUGCAAAGUACUGGAAACCAAGAACAACUCUGGAUGUUGGACACAGGGGAGCAGGGAAUUCUACAACAACAACUAAGCUUGCUAGAGUUCGAGAGAACACCAUUGCAUCCCUGAGGAGCGCUGCUAGUCAUGGAGCAGCAUUUGUGGAAUUUGAUGUACAUCUUUCUAAAGAUCAUGUGCCUAUAGUAUACCACGAUCUCACGUGUUGCAUGUCCAUGAAAAAGAAACUGGACACGGAGCCUUCAGAACUGUUUGAGAUUGCAGUCAAAGAACUCACAUUUGAUCAGCUGCAGUUAUUAAAGCUGGCUCACGUGACGGCCCUGAAAGUAAAAGAUCACAAUGCAUCUUUUAAAGAGGAAGAGAACUUUGCUUUUGAGAUGCAGCCAUUUCCUUCUCUGCAGACAGUCCUGGAGUCUGUUCCUAAAGAUGUUGGGUUCGACAUAGAAGUAAAAUGGAUCUCCCAGCAAAGGGAUGGACAGUGGGAUGGCAACUUGUCAACUUACUUUGAUAUGAACACUUACCUAGAUAUUAUUCUGAAAACUGUUUUGAUGAAUGCUGGACAAAGAAGAAUUGUGUUUUCUUCUUUUCAUGCAGAUAUUUGUACAAUGAUCCGGCACAAGCAAAACAAGUAUCCUGUGUUAUUUCUCACCCAAGGGGAAUCUAAACUCUUUCCAGAGCUGAUGGAUCUCAGAUGUCGCACAACUCCAAUUGCCAUUAACUUUGCACAGUUUGAGAACUUGCUGGGAAUUAGUGUGCAUACUGAAGACCUGCUGAGGAAUCCAGCAUUUGUUACACGGGCCAUAUCCAAAGGCCUGGUGAUCUUUACAUGGGGCGAUGAUGCAAAUGAGCCGGAUAACAGGAAGAAGCUGAGAGAAUAUGGUGUUCAUGGGUUAAUAUAUGACAGAAUAUACGACACAAAUCCUGAACAACCAAAUGUGUUCCAGGUGGAGCAGCUGGAACGUCUCAAGAAGGAGCUGCCAGAGUUGAAAAGCUGUGUGUCCCCCUCAGUUGGCCACUUCAAACACAUGGCUCCAUGUAAAUGCCAUCAUUGUUACUCCGAAGAGAAAGCUGUAGAUAACUUGAAGAGUGUUCAGAUGCAGAAGGACUAAUUGUAGGCAGAAUGCUGUUUUGUAUCUAUAGAAUUUUCACCAUUGGAAUAGUUCUGUCUAUGCUUUCAGGUUGGUUUGGUUUAAUUUUAAGUCUUCAGAUAGCAAUAACUGUGUUCCUCCUUCCUAACAGUACUUAGUAAAAUUUCAAACAAUGUUAAAAUAUUCAGCCAGUUACAGUUAUUGUUCCAAAUUACAUGUACAAUUUUAACUUAUUCCUCACAUCCUAUCAAGUCUUGAAAAAGAAAAUUAUUAUUAUAUUAUUUUGCUUUUUAAAAAACCAAAAAUUAAUUAAGUAGUCUCAGUAGUGAAAACUCAGAAGCUAAACUGUAGAGAAAUUACAAUAAUCUCAUAUUGAAUAUGCUGAAAAUUUGUUUUGAUUUUGAUUUUACUUACAGGCUGACAAGCUGUAGCAUUUAUCUGACAGCAGGAAGCUGAGUGGUUUUAAGAUACAUAUAAAUGGAUCUGGCCUAGAAAAAGAUCUGAACAAAUUGGUACCUCAUGUAUAUGUAUUUGCACUGGUAGAUCCACCUGUACAAAGCUUUGUGCCAUUUUAAAAUAUUUUAUUUUUUAGCAAACUGCAGCUCCUUUUUCCCCAUUUCAUUGGACUUUGAGGCUGCUGCCUUUGUUUCCUCAGCCCCCAGUUCAGGGGCACAGCAAUCAGGGGGGAAGCACAAGUACAGGUUUUUCAUUAAUCACACACAGGCCUGCUAAACUUUAAAAAUGUUGCUAAUAAUCAUAACAGAAUUACAGAAACAUCUUCAGUGGUCGAGAAUCUUUUUUGCACAGUAACCUUAAUGAAGAGUAUGUACCCUGCACAAACUCUACGAAAUGCAUGCUUUAUCUACUAAGCAUGAAUUUUAGGUGUUUGCUGAGGUCCUUGCAUCUUUAUGGUGCUAGUUAUGUGUGAAGGGUGCAAGGACCAACUCAACAACUUAAUCUCCUUUGCCUGAGAAACCACAAGCCUGUUAUUCACAAACAUUUGGAGAAGAGGCUACACCAUACGUGGUACGUAUGUAUACCAUACGUGGUUUGUCUUACUUAUAAUGCAAGCUACUGGCUUUUGUAUUUUGCAAAAUUUUUGGCUUUUACCAUGGAGCAAGAAUCACAAAUGUACUGGAUUCAGAUAAUCAGUAGUCUGUUGGCUGGUAUCUGUCCUCUGUAAUUUAUUACAAAGUCAUAGUUUAGAGUUCUUAAUAGAUAAGUAUGCAUGUCCCUUCUCCUUCUUAUGUUGCAGGUCAUGCCAACACAACAGCUGUAACUUUCUACUGAAAUGUUAAUGUAUAAUAAGAAUGGAAAAUAUUUAUUUUUUUUUCUCUUGUAAAUCAACAAUGAAAACAAUAGUAUGUACUAUAUUCUUUAUAUACAGUCAUUGCUACAUAUAGAACUGAUUGUACAAAGAGUAAAGCCAUUGCAAAUAAGUGCUUGAGCCUGCACUGCUGAGCAGUUUGAAACAGCUUGUUUUGACUUGUGCAUUUUAGUAUUUAAAGUUUGUUUGUCCUGCACAAACAGCACAAUAGUAUUAGGUAUCUGGAAGCCUUCUUUUAUUAAAAAAAAAAUCAAAUGAAAGCGCAAAACAACCCUAAACCAAAA